GUUCCCCCCAAAGUCCAAAACUAAAUCAUUAUUCAUUCAUCCAUGAUCCAUCACUUCUCCAUUUUGGCUGCGCCAUUUGUACUCGCCGACAUUUCCCAGGACCUUCUAACUAACCAACCGACCCGCUAAAUCCCAAAUUCCCAAUUGAACUCCCCAGAAAACUCAAAUCCCUAAUUUAAUUUUCGAUGCAUUCAAACCUAAUCCCAAUUCAAAUGUGAGAAAAGCCAAAAUGGCAUCAGAAAUCGAAGUUGUUUCAGAUUCAAUCCCAUCGAAUCACAACUAUCAACAGCAGCAACAACACCCAGUGAUUGUUAUCAGUGAUGUUUUUACAGCUUCAGUUCAUGGCGACUUGCUUAAACUCCGCAAAUUCGUCGAAGAAGACGGCGCUUCUCUCUCCCUUCCCGACGCUAAUGGUUACUACGCUUUGCAAUGGGCUUCUCUCAAUAAUUUUCCCCAUAUUGUUCAGUAUAUUAUUGAGCAUGGCGGCGAUGUAAAUGCCACCGACCUCAGCCAGCAAACUGCUUUGCAUUGGGCUGCCGUUAGAGGUUCUACUGUGGUUGCGGACCUGUUGUUGCAGAAUGGAGCACGCGUUGAAGCUUCAGAUGCUAAUGGGUAUAGGGCAGUUCAUGUUGCUGCUCAAUAUGGACAAACAGCCUUCUUGAACCACAUGAUUGCGAAAUACAAUGCAGACUUUGAUGCACCAGAUAAUGAUGGAAGGAGCCCACUGCAUUGGGCUGGUUAUAAGGGAUUUGCGGAUACAAUCAGAUUACUUUUAUUUAGAGAUGCCAACCAAGGGAGGCAAGAUAAAGAAGGUUGCACCCCUUUGCAUUGGGCUGUUUUAAGAGGACACGUUGAGGCAUGCAGUAUACUUGUGCAUGCUGGCACAAAAGAAGAAUUAAUGGUGAAAGAUAGAGCUGGAUUUACCCCAGUUCAGCUGGCAUUAGAUAAAGGGCAUCGGCAUGUCGCCCUUUUGCUUUCUAAUAUUCAGAAGGCUCAUAGCAAGCGUCUAAAAGGUACAUCUUGUGCUGGAAAGAUAAAUGGAGUUGGCUAUGCCCCGUUCUUGUUUUGCACCAUCUUCUGUCUGACAAUCCUUUUCAUAAACUCAGUUCUCUUAGAUCCAAGUCUUGCCAAAGUGACUGCUGCUGUUGCACUUUGGGGAUGGACUGCAGUAUCUCUAUGUAUUGGCGCAUUGAUAAUGUUUUAUCGUUGUAGCAGUAAAGAUCCAGGUUACAUCAAAAGAUCUGAUGAUUCUGGUGAUCUUAGGAAAGUACAGGAUCCUUUAUUGAAUCUUGAUAUGAACGAUUCUUCUGUUUGGACAGGGAACUGGUCUCAGCUUUGUCCAACAUGCAAGAUAAUUAGACCACUCCGCUCAAAGCACUGCCCUACAUGUAAACACUGUAUUGAACAAUUUGAUCACCAUUGCCCUUGGAUUUCGAAUUGUGUGGGAAAGAGGAACAAAUGGGAUUUCUUUGUUUUUCUGUGUCUUGGAACGGCAACAUCGUCUAUUAGUGGAGUAAUAGCUGUUCUAAGAAUUUGGACUGCUUUACCAGCAAUUCCAACUAGUGAAACAUGGAUGCAUUAUGUGAUAGCUCAUCAUCCUGGCGUCAUUGUCUUUUCAGUGAUGAAUUUUCUAAUAUUCGUAUCUGCGACAACUCUGGGAGUCGCACAAGCAAGCCAGAUAGCUCGGAAUAUCACCACAAACGAAUUGGCAAAUGCCUCGCGCUAUUCGUAUCUUCGUGGUCCGAAUGACAAGUUCCGUAAUCCCUACAAUCAUGGAUGCAGAAAGAACUGUGGUGAUUUUCUUAGUCAAGGCUACACCGAUGAUAAUGAGAUUGCAUGGCUUCCAUUGCAAGCAAUUUCUCGGUAAAACAACUCGCCGGUGAGUGUCAUAGGGAAAUCAAUUGGUGAUUCACCAAGCACUAUACCAUUCCUGCAUAAGAUACUUGUUUGCGCUAACCAAGAUAUCGCUGCAUAUUCAUCUCCUGCAACUUUCUCAUGAUUCAUUCAAUUGCUUCUUUUUUUUUCCCUACAGUUGAUCCAUUGUACAGUUUAGUUUACAAUCAUGUCAUCCAAGAGGUAGCAUGAAAUUUGAUUCCUAUCAAAAAAAAAAAGGUAGCAUGAAAUUUGAUUCUACAA
This is a messenger RNA of Spinacia oleracea (spinach), 2136 nucleotides long. RefSeq names its product probable protein S-acyltransferase 23. Gene Ontology annotation, biological process: protein palmitoylation. Lineage: Eukaryota; Viridiplantae; Streptophyta; Magnoliopsida; Caryophyllales; Amaranthaceae. The record is from RefSeq and is a predicted model, not a curated record. Bases 230 to 1867 code for a protein of 545 amino acids. Gene Ontology annotation, molecular function: protein binding; palmitoyltransferase activity. The transcript is spliced from 13 exons. Gene Ontology annotation, cellular component: Golgi membrane.